This is a messenger RNA of Bombyx mori (domestic silkworm), 8416 nucleotides long. Its product is annotated as lysine-specific demethylase RSBN1L. The transcript has 12 exons. Gene Ontology annotation, cellular component: nucleus. Bases 233 to 3232 code for a protein of 999 amino acids. NCBI's taxonomy places the organism in Eukaryota, Metazoa, Arthropoda, Insecta, Lepidoptera, Bombycidae. The record is from RefSeq and is a predicted model, not a curated record.
AUAGUCUAGCUACUGUUGCUUGACGAUGUGUACGAAUUUCCAGUAAAAAAAGAGAAGUGCUGAGAAACCAGAAAUGGCGUCGCAAGUUGUUUUUUAUUCGCAUUGAAUGUUUCUAAUCGUCCAUUGUGAUUUUGAAUCUUCUAUUCGUUUUCGAGAUAUAGCAAACAAGUAGCGUCCAUGUUUAAUUAACUGGAAGUGAUCGUUUUAUCGUGAAACUGUUGUCGCCGCCACAAUGGCGUCAUCGAACGAAGCAAGAUUGUCCCACGUAAAAGCUGGUGAAAAUCUUGAACUCGGCGGUGAUUAUCGCAAAGCGAACGGCGAAAGUUGUGCCGGUGAGGCUUCUAAGCGGCGUCGCAUCUCGCAUGACACUAAAAAACCUUCGAGGCCGGGAUGCGAUCCAAGUGUGUCAACCAAACAUAUCCAUACAUCUAUCGAAUCCAAAGGUAAAAAACGAAAACGUAGUCAGGAUUCUUCAAAGGUGGUAUCCUUGUGGGGUGAUGAUACAAAACCUGCAAAGUUGAGUAAGAUAUGGCCCGUUUUUGACUCAGGAGGGUAUGGAGAUGCAGCUGUGUUAACUCUUCAUGUUAUGAACAAAACACCAAAUUUAAUGAAUCCUUUACUAUAUGACUCUCAAAGAGACGAUUUUUGUCUAGCGGAAUUGAAUCAAGAACCAUUAAAAUCUGAUUGGUUCAGAGGCCUUAAUGCAUCAUGGAAACAGACUCAACUUACAAACAAAAUAGCCAAUAAUGAUGUAACGAAGAAAAUCUUCUCAUCAGUGUCCCGCCAGUUACGUAUCAUCAAUACACAUCUACAGCAAUCAAUGUUUAAAUAUAAAUAUCCACGGGUCACAAGAUCCAAUAUUCUUCUAGACAAUUCGACAGUUAGAAGGCCAGCCACACAUUUCAGUCUUACAUUAAGGGCAAUAAGGUUCCAGGCAACACCAAGAAGAGAGUUACCAUGUUAUGGAAAUCUUGAGUUACCAUUAAAACUGAAACAAGAAGGUGGUAUGUUACAAGUAUAUCCUGCCAUCAGGAGUCUUAAGGAUAAUGAGGUUAAAGUAAACAUUGAGAAUGAACAUGUCAAGAUGGAGAAAGAAAAAGAGAGAGAAAAAGAACGAGAGAAAGAUAAAGAUAGAGACAGGUCAUCGCGUCAUUCAUCGUGUCACCAUUGUAGGCGAAGGUCUCGUGUGAAGCGCUGUUCAAUCGGCGUUCAGUGCAGGCGUGAUCGAGCCGCCCCCGUUUGUAUUGGGGAAGGAUGGGGAACUUUGAUGGAGAACCCUGACAUCAAAGGGCUUAAAUAUCACAGGUUAAUGCGAGUCGAAACCCACCCAAAUGGUGGUGCCAGUGUAGUGUACCUUCACCAGCGAGAUGUUGACAUGCUGGGCGAACAACAACAGCAGUCUCUGGCCAAAGAGUUUCUAAAGCUGGUGUUCUCGGAAGACAGUGAGGGUUGGGCCCGGUUCGUGUGCGGCGUGGUUCGCGGCGCGGCGGCUCCCUUCCCGUGCCUCCUCCAGCAUCUCGCGCACAAGCACCCCACGCUGCCGGUCAAGGCCGGCGUGUUGGCCAGAGCAUCGGACAUCGAGACUACCACGCUCGCACGAUACUAUCAGCAGGUUCAACAAACAUAUGCAGCAGGCACUUUCCGUUGUGGUCCGUUACACCAAAUAUCUCUGGUAGGCACGGUACAUGAGGAAGUUGGAGGCUAUUUCCCUGACAUGCUGGAGAUGCUGGCUUCAUGUCCAUUUCUUAACAUGACCAUGCCGUGGGGUCCAUUAUCAGCUGUGGAAAUGGAUCCUCAAGAAUCGAAUGAUGGACCAAUAUUGUGGAUUCGUCCCGGGGAACAGCUUGUUCCCACUGCAGAACUAGGGAAGAGUCCAAUUAAGAAGAGAAGGACGGGUAUAAACGAACUCCGCAACCUGCAAUACUUGCCGCGGUACAGCGAGGCUCGCGAGUUUCUGUUCGAAGACCGGACGCGGGCUCACGCCGACCACGUCGGACACGGACUCGAUAGGAUCACUACAGCCGCUGUUGGUGUGUUGAAAGGAAUCCAGUGCGGAGACGACAGCGACCGUGGACGCAUAACGAAAGACGUGGUCGCAUUCCACGCGGCCGACUUCAACAAACUCGUUCAGCUCCUUCAGUUGGAUCUGUACGAGCCUCCCAUAUCGCAGUGUGUCACAUGGCUAGAAGAAGCAAAGCUCAAUCAGUUACGCAGAGAGGGAGUGCGAUAUUCAAGAUUGCCUCUGUGCUCAGACGAUAUUUACUUUUUACCAAGAAAUAUUAUACAUCAAUUUCGGACAGUCUCUGCCGUGACGUCAGUCGCAUGGCAUUUACGUCUAAAGCAAUAUUAUCCUUCAUCGGAAGCGUCAUCUCCGGCUGAAGAACGUCCUGCGGCCGAUCCUGAACCCGUGAUCAUCAAUAACACACCCGAAAAGUCAUCAAAACACAAAGUGGGCGUGAUCGAAAUGAGAGCUCUGAGCGCGAAGUUCCAGAAAUCCGCCAUGAAACUAUCAACUGGUGGACGCAAGAGUCUUGAUACACAAACGAAGGACAAACACACAGAUAAGAAGUCAGACAAAGAUAAAACAGACAAACCUGAUGUGAAAUCCGAGAAAGUGGAGGUCAAAGCGGAAGUAAAGGCAGAUUCAAAACUUGAAAGGCCAGAUAUUAAAACUGAGAAAUCUUAUACACCAGUCGAAAAAUCAGAGACUAUAGAGAAAAUUGAAUUGAAAACUGUAAAAGUUGAACCUAAAUCAGAUAGACCUGAUCACAAACCAGACAAAACUGACGAUAAACCAGAAAAGUCUAGUAAAACCCCUGAAAGACUUGAUAUUAAAUCAUCAAAAUCUGAAGGGAAAAUUGACAAGGACUUAAAAACAGAGAAACCCGAGAAGUUAGACAAGACUGACAGAUCAGAUAAAACAGAGAGAACAGAAUCUAGAGAUAAAAUUGACAAAGACUCGAAGUCUGAAAAAACUGACAGCAAAAGGUCUGAGAAAUCUGACAAAACUCAUAGGCACAAAGAUGACAAGCAUAGAUCAGAGAGGUCUGACAAACAUGAUCAUAGGCGGCACUCAUCUUCCCGCCAUAAAUCGCACAAGUCUCAUCGGAGAGAGCGCUCCGAUGAUAGAAGUAGGCCCAAUGAGAAGAAUGACAGACACGGAAGGGAAAAAACCACCGAGAAAGAAUCUGUGAAAGUUCAUACUAGUGCAGUGCAUCGACCACCAGACUAGCUAUCGUACAAGUGAUUUAUCGGGACAUAAAUUGUAAAUGUGUUUUCUGUGUUGUGUUGAAGAAAUUUGGAUUGGACAUGAGUACAGGUAUGAAUUUUUAUCUUGGUUGAUGGUUGACUGUUUAUUACGCGAUAGAAAUUACCCCUGUCAACAAUUCAAAGAAGUAUUUGGGUCACCAACUUUGUUAUAGAUAAGUUUUUGAGGCUAUUAAAAAUAUAAAAAUAAAUUCAAUGAUUCUAAAAAAAUUGACAAAUCAGUAUAUUUCCAUUGAAAUUGCUUCACUUCACUUUUGUAAUGUACAAUUUAAUUUUUUAUUUCAAAACUAAGAUUAUUAACUAGAAGAGUAAUUGAUUAUAAAGUAAAAACAGGAGUCUGGAUCUAUAAUAUAGUAGGAUUGUAACUUAUAGUAUGUUUGGUGACCCUAAGAACAGUAACUGUAUCUAAUGUUAAUGAAUAGAAACUAAUAAUUUGAAGUGAGCUAUGACAAUGGCUGAUGUGGAUAUAAAUUAAUUGUAUAUGUCAAACAUAACACCAUACAUUACAAAUUAGUUUCUGAAAUCUCAAUACAUAAUUUGUUUUUAUAGAAAUAUACCCUUAAAAUUGGUAUUUCUACUUAAAAAACCCUCCUUAAAAUAGUCAUAUAAUCAUAGAUAAUAAAUAUGAUUGAUUGUAAGCAUAAUUUAAUUUCUAAAGUUAUUUUAAUGAAAAAACUAGAUAAACGUUUUGAAGAAUGAAUUUCCUUUUAAAAGUUUAUAAAAUUGUAAGUAAUGUUAAUGAUUUACUUAUUUGAUAAACAAAAGUAAUAAACAUGAAAGGCAAGUGUGGAUCUCAUGUUGUGAAUGAAAGAUUUACGUUUGUUCAUUAGAUGUACACAUCAUUUGUGGAUGUUUUAGGCGAUUUAAUGAAUUUGAGGAGAUAAUAACAAAGAUAAAUUAUUACAGUGUAGCAGUCAAGCUACUGUUGUCUUCCAUUUGUGGUCCAUUGCACCAUCAAAUUUUGUUAAUUACAGAAAAAGAAAAAGUAUUGAAAAAGAACAAGUACCCAUUUCUAAAUAAAUAAAAAGUCAUGUAUCAUUUGCUAAAAGAACCUAUGAAAAUAAUAUCAAAAACUUUUUAAAGAAUGUAAUGUUGACAAUAAGGAUGUAGAAAGCAUUACGGUUUCAUUUAUUUAUAUUUGUCAGUUAUAAUAUAAAUCUCCUCAUUUCUAAAACUUUGUAUUACCAUCAAGUGCCCUUUCAAAUUUCGAUCUGAACCUCAUGUGUUGUAAGGUUCGAAUUUCUUCAAUGAAACCUAAAAGCACGAUACGUUAAAUUUAGUACAUGCAGUAAGUAGGUUAUGUAAAUUAUUGUUUAAAAGUCUCUCAGAGGCUAUGUUUAUAAGUGCGAAUGGUGAUGCAGUUUUACAAGUUACAUUUUUUGUUUACAUUUUAAACUGGUUAGAAUAGGGUAUUUGAAUGUAUUCAAAAAGUGUUUAAAAUAAAAUAAUUAAAAGACACUAUUGAAAGUGAUUUUUUAUGAUAUCCUAGUAAGAAAUGUUGAAUAUGCUCUUAUUUCACGUUUAAUUUCUAUAGAAAUUUAUUAAUUUGGCCCUAAAAUUUUUUAGGUUUGGUUCAACCGUAUGGCAGUAUUGAGUAACAUUAUUGGUUUAUGAAAUAGUUACAUUGAUAUUUCUUAAUCGAAAGGAAAUACAUUAUAUAUAUUGUUGUUUUUUUCUUCUAAACAAAUAUAUUUCCGAUUACACAAACAAAUACGAUUUAAAAAAAAAAACUAUUAUAAAUAAUAUGUUAUGAAGAAUCUAUAUUACUAGCACUGCCCAAUACUAACUGAUUUUGAACAUAUCCUACAGCUGUUUAUUUGACAAAAAAAUGCAUUUAAUAUGGACAAUAUUAUUGAUAUGUCUAAAUUUAAAUUGGAAAUUUGAAAAAUCAUAAGGUCUUGUAAAACUACAUCUUAACUUCAUUUUUGAAAGAUUUUAAAGAAACAAUAUGAGAUAAGUGAAUUUUUAAAGGAAAAAUAGAUAAAGUUUUCACACAAUAAGUACUAAAACUGCACUAAAAAUAUAAUAAUUAAAAAUAGCUUUUGAAUAGGUUUUAAUAAUAUUGUUUUUUUUUUCUUUUAAACUUAGUUAUCAGUUUGAUUUCCACUAAUAAAUUUAUUGAUCUCAAAAAGCUUAUUGGUUUUUUAUUCAAAAAGUUGUGAUUUAAGGAAUGAUGGUCACAAUAAUCUCUCAAGUUUAAAAUUUACUACAACAGCCAACUUGAUUGUGGAAAAUUCAAAUGAAAUUCCAAAAUUUUGUAAAAGAAUUAUUUCCAUACUAAAUCUUGUAAAUUGCCCCGAAAUAAGCACUGCACCUUGAAAAAUAAAAUAUAUGGCUGGAUGAUGACAAAGUCAUAGAAUGAUACUUAUGCUUGUUUUCUGAUAGAGAAAUCAAUUUUAAAGGACAGAAAUAGGUACUAAUUUUUAUCAAAACUUAUGUAUUUCUAUUCCUUUUUUUUGUAUGAAGUAACUGUUGUUUCUUACCAUGAGCAUUUGAUUGUUGUCAGCAUGUAUAAUUUGUUGCUCAUUAAAGAUUCAACCCAAUUUUGCGUCAGUAAAAGAACAUACAAAAAGAAGAUUAACGCGAGACUCAUUCACUAGAUCUUAAUUUAAAAAAAAAACGAAUUUAACGCCUUGUACUGAAGUAGUACCCAAAGACAAAAUCUAUUGUAGCCACGUUACUGAUACUUCAAACUAUUUCUCAAUAAUAACAAAUGAAGAUUCUUAAAUUCAUAUAAAGGACUUGAUGUGUGAUCCUAGUUGAGUACAAUUUGUGCCCCUAAUGCCCAUUUUAACACGCAUAUAAGGAUUAUAUACAGAAAUCAUACACUUUAAUAUUAUGUAAAUAAGUUUAGGGCACCGAAAAUUACCGUAUAUCUUAGAAAAGAAUACAGUAUUACUAAAUAUAUAAUAAUAUAAAGAUUUUUCAUGUUGUAAAAUAACUUUAUUUAUUUUACAGUAAUUAAAAUUUAAUUUCAAAGAUUCUCUAUCACAUGAUGCAUAAUAAGCUGCGGUGUUGAAUUUUUUUGUUGAAUUUUUUUUACAAUUGAACGGGAAAAACUUUAAAAUGUAUUGUUGAAAAUUAUAUCAUAAGAAAAUGAGAAUAAGUUUUCCUCGUAAUUGCGAUUUUACUGUAAAUAUGUAUCUAUUGUAAUGUUUUUAUUUUUAUGUUUUUAAUUUUUACUUUAAACUUUCUUUUUAAUAUUUUUAAGGACAUUAGUGUUAAAAAAGUUUAAAAUAAUCCCCAGUAAAGCUCCUUUGAAUUUAUCGCAAGUCCAGUUGCUCCUUGAUGUGAUUGAUUAUGUGAAGUCCACACGUCUUGAAGUGAAAGCCAUGUUUAGCAGCUAUGAGACAAGGUCAGAAAAAAAUUAUAUAAAAUUCAGUAUUUAAUUAAUCUGGAGAAACUUUGAUUCUCUUGAGCAAAUUAUUUUAAUUUAAAGAAGUUUAUGCCUCUAAACACUCAGGAUGUAUCAAGUGUAUUAUAAAAACUAAUUACAUUCUAUUGUACUAACUUUCAACGCGGUAUUGCCUAAGUUAUUGUACAGUCAAUCGCCUACUACUUUUUUUCUUUCUCAAUCAGUUAUGUAUAGAGUAAUGUGAAAUUUAAUGAAUUUUCAUUUUUUCAUUUCAUUUUCUAAUUUCAUUUUUUCAUUUCAUUUUCUAAUUUCAUUUUUUCAAUUUAAUUUCGAUAUUUUGCCUUAGAUUUUCUAAGGCAAAAUUUCACUGGUGAAAUUAGUUCCAUUCAUAAAUUAACUUAAAAAUAUAAUAAAUUAUUGUGUAAUAAAUUUUUUUUAUUGACUUUUUAUAUUUUUAUGCGCAUUACUUAUACAUAACUUCAAAAACGUGAUAGUAAAAAAAAAUCACAGCUAAAACUUUAAAACACCUAGGGUUGAGUGAUUAUUAUUGAUCAUAACGUCUCUAUUUACUACAGUACUUUUAUGAAAGAUAUUGCUUUUUUGAGGCAUGCUCAUGUUAUUUAUGUUUCCUGCACCCAUGACCAAGAGAUGAAUAGGCAAUUAAAAAAAAAGCGCCACCUUUUACAAAGAUUAAUGCCGAGUUUACAUUACGAAAUUAGUGUCAUGCAUGUUGAGCUCAGUUUCACGGAAGUAGUUUCGAUAUAUGCGAAAGUAAUUUCGUUAAAAAAAUAGUGUCGCGAAAUCCACAGUAUCGCAGUAGCCAUGGCGCCUUCAACAUCAAAGCUGUAAUUUGCUAUAUUUAAUGUAGCUAAAGAAAUGCUUAUAUACCUAUAAACUUAAAAAAAGACUAUCAAGAAAAAAAAGUUGGUAGAUUCAAGGAUGGUCAAACAAGAAGGCAUUUAGGUGCAACGAAAUUAGUUUCUGAAUUAGCAGAUGAAGAUCCUGAGAGUUAUAAAAACUAUUUUCGAAUGAGUGAAGAUAAUUUUGAUUUUUUACUGUAGGUGUUUCGGGACCCUUGUCAUUGAUAUUCAUUAAUAAGAUCUAUAUUUUUUUCUGUACUCCAUCGUUGGUUUGCCAUUUUCAACGCUUGAAGCGCGUCCGAACUAACAAUACACACGUCCGCACAGCGCAGGCCCUUUCGCGACAUUAGUUUCACGUCGCGUUUACACUAUGAAAUUAGUUGCAUGACAUUAAUUUCACCAAAAAAUCGCGCAGGGCACGAAACUAAUUUCCAUGCAUGAAAUUAAUGCAUGCAUUACGAAAGUAUUAAAUUACACGUGAAACUGUUAGUAAAACUAAUGUCACGAAAUUAAUUUCAUGCCACUAAUUUCGUAAUGUAAAUUCGGCUUAACUUCAAACUAUAAAAAAGAAUUUUAGUUUGUAUUUUUUAUUUAACCUCAUUUGAAAAGUUUGCAACGGUGAAUCUAAGUUGGCCAGAUUAACUAAUAUAAUAUAAUUUUUUUUUUUAAAUUUGAAUGACCUUUUCUAUCUCAUCUAAUGUCAAUAAGAUUAUAACAGAGUAUACAACAUUAAUUGUAUUAGGUCUGAAAUGUAGUAAAAACAAAGUUUGUAUGAAGAAAACGUUUAAGUGUUUUUGUUAAAAGGAAGUGCCCUCUGGUUUCAGUGAUUGAUGUGAUCGAAAGAGAAAAGAGAUAUAUUUAACCUAUUUAUAUUUAGGUGGUUAAUUUAUUGUUUCAAAUUUCCUAUUUUUUUUAAUUAGACUAUGAAUUAAAA